AUUGGAGACAAACGCCGACAGCUUGUUACAUCAGCAGCGAAAAAAGGCAGACAGGCUCGGGAUUGGAUCCGCGCGCCGCCAAAAUGUCACUGCAGGUCAACCUCUCCGCGCCGGGCAUCCGUCAGGCGUACGAAUCCGUCCUGUCCGGCGCGCAGGACUACCUCGUGCUGACCUACGAAAAGGGGUCUAACGACCUGCGGGUGCAGUCUCAAGGCAAGGGCGACCUGGACGAUGUGUCAGAGGAAUUCUCUGACGGGCGUAUCCAGUAUGCAUUCGUACGCGUGCAAGAUCCGAACACCCAGUUGCCCAAACUCGUCGUCAUCAACUGGUGCGGCGAGGGUGUGCCUGAGAACAGAAAGGGGCUCUUCGGCUCGCACAGCGCGGCCGUGGGCCAAUUUUUCAAAGGUUACCAUGUCAGCGUGCAGGCAAGGACGGAUUCGGACGUCAACCCCAAGCUGAUCAUGAAGAAAGUCACCGACAGCUCAGGCGCAAAGUACGCUGCGGCCGGCGGUGCAGCGAACACUGCUAAAGUGGUGCCAAUCACCCCAGUCGGCUCGUCGUACAAGCCCAUCGGCACGCCGGACAUUAAAGGCAUACAGCUGGCCGGGGCGACCAAGAAAGAUGUUAUUCAGCCUGUCGGCUCGAGCUACCAAAGCAAGCGCAACGAGCUGCAGGAUAUUCGUGCAGCUAAUGCUGGCACCGCAGCAGUGCCUACAGACUCUGCAGCCCCUCCACCGCCUUCUCCGCAGGCUGUGAGACAGACUAACCCGACGCCACUUACCGCUUUCUCUACCACCGCUAGAGGAUUCGGCGGAUCCGCGCCCGUGGUACGAGGUCCGAGCAUUGGGGGAACUGCUUCGUCAACGAUCAAGACCACACACAGCCCGUCAGCUGGAGACUUUGACGAUGAUGGCUUUGGUCCAUCAUAUAAAGCGUCUGCCGCACCGACCGCCGCUCCUGUUCCACCCGCUGUACCCGCUGCAGCGCUGUCUAAGCCUGCAGCUGAGGAUAGGAUCGGGCCUGUCGGCACAGCGUACGAACCCGUGAAACUCGCCAAGCCGGGCAAGCUCUCGGCGAACCGCUUUCCCUUUGGACAGUCAGUCGAUGCUCCUUCGGCCCCGCCUGCCGCGUUACGUGCCCCUCUGGGCGGUGCGCCGGGAAAGCUCACUUGGAGCCAGAGGCAAGAGGCGGCAAAGCUGGAGCAGGAACGCGAAGAGAAAGCGUCGGUGGCCAGCAUCCUGGCGAGCAAACAGAGCAUCGUGUCAGCUGUUGGUGCAGGCGCGGCGGCUGGAGGUGCUGCUGCCGCCACGCCUGAAGAAGACCUCGCGCCUCCUCCUCCCCCUCCAUCUGCACCCUCAGCCCCUAGCGCAGCCGAUGAUGUAGCACAACAGCUCUCACAGACCAAGCUCGAAUUGGCUACCACUCCUCCCGUCGCAUCGACAGUCGCUUCACACGACACAAGUGGACGCCUCACCUCCCAAGGUAUCAUUGCUGUCGCAAUCUAUGAUUACACAGCUGAUGACGCUAACGAACUGACCCUUGUCGAAGGGCAAGUGAUCAAUGGCAUCGAGAUGAUCGACGAAGGAUGGUGGUCAGGCUAUGCGCCUGAUGGCACCCACGGCCUCUUUCCCGCUACAUACGUCGAGGUCCAGCCUGAGACCACGGAGCAUGCAGGUGCCGUUCCUCCAGAGGCAGAAGAAGCUCUCUCCCCUCCACCACCUCCCCCACCACCCCCACCACCCGCGCUUGAGCCUGCACCGGUAGAGCCUGAACAGGAGCACGAGGGUACUCCACCCGCUCCACCGCCGCCUCCACCGCCACCUCCACCACCUCCCGCGAUGGAAGCCGAUCCCACGCCUCCUCCUGUGCCAGCUGGUUCGGAGGUGGAUUCUAAGCCGGCGGCCGUCGAGGGCGGUGCGACAGCGACAGCGCUCUAUGAUUAUGAACCGGGCGACACGAACGAAGUCGGAUUCACCGAGGACGAUCGUAUCGUCGACAUCUCGUUUCCGAGCGAAGACUGGUGGAUGGGCACGGUCGAGAGGACCGGGGAGAGCGGAUUUUUCCCUCGCAACUACGUCGAGUUGCAAGGAUGAAACUCAUGUAGGAAGAGCGUUAAAGAUUUUAACAUAAGACAG
Molecule: messenger RNA, 2135 nt
Organism: Tilletiaria anomala UBC 951
Lineage: Eukaryota; Fungi; Basidiomycota; Exobasidiomycetes; Georgefischeriales; Tilletiariaceae
Exons: 5
Coding region: 84-2093 (669 amino acids)
Biological process (GO): regulation of actin filament polymerization
Cellular component (GO): plasma membrane; actin filament; cortical actin cytoskeleton
Molecular function (GO): actin filament binding
Source: RefSeq, a predicted model, not a curated record